This is a messenger RNA of Yamadazyma tenuis ATCC 10573, 1341 nucleotides long. Its product is annotated as glycoside hydrolase family 27 protein. Gene Ontology annotation, cellular component: cytoplasm. The record is from RefSeq and is a predicted model, not a curated record. Gene Ontology annotation, molecular function: alpha-galactosidase activity. Lineage: Eukaryota; Fungi; Ascomycota; Pichiomycetes; Serinales; Debaryomycetaceae. Gene Ontology annotation, biological process: oligosaccharide metabolic process; glycoside catabolic process.
AUGAUACCGAUACCCUUACUUGCAUUAGUGGCACCAGCACUAUGCCUCAAAGCUUUCGAUAACGGUGUAGGACACACACCACAAAUGGGGUGGAAUUCAUGGAAUAAGUAUGGGUGUAAUAUCAACGAAUCGGUGAUCAUCUCAGCUGCGGAAACCAUGAACCAGUUAGGACUUUUGCAGUAUGGUUACGAAUAUAUCGUCAUGGAUGACUGCUACCAGUUGAAGGAAAGAGACUCAGAAACUGGGAAAAUCGUCGUAGAUCCACAAAGGUUUCCCAAUGGUAUCAAAUACUUAUCCGACAGAGUCCAUCAAUUGGGGUUUAAAUUUGGCAUGUACUCUUCCGCUGGCAAAUUUACCUGUGGACGGUACCCUGGGUCUUUAGGUUAUGAGGAACUCGAUGCACAAACUUUUGCAGACUGGGGAGUGGACUACCUCAAGUAUGACAAUUGUUUCAAUGAAGGCAUGAGUGGUAACGAAAAAAUUAGUUCUGACCGGUACUUGAAGAUGUCACAAGCACUCAAUGCUACUGGCAGAACCAUCUUCUAUUCUUUGUGUCAAUGGGGUGAAGAUAAUGUAUGGAACUGGGGAACAACCUUAUCAAAUUCCUGGCGUGUCACUGGAGAUAUCUAUGAUAGUUUCAACCGCUACGACGAUCGGUGUCCUUGUGAGCUGUUUGACUGUGCAGGGAUCCAAGGAAAUCUGUGCUCCAUGGUGAAUAUCUUUGAAAAAGCCAUUCCGCUCGCUCAGAAAUCUGGACCGUUUGAAGGGUGGAAUGAUCUCGACAGUUUGGAAGUCGGCAAUGGUGGAAUGACCACAAACGAAUAUAAAGCCCAUUUCACGCUUUGGGCUAUUUUGAAAAGUCCAUUGGUAUUGGGAAACGAUCUUCCACGAAUGUCGCAGACAGAUUUUGCAAUCAUCACCAACAAGGAUAUUAUUGCCAUAAAUCAGGAUUUCUCGAGUCCUGCCGUGCGGGUGUGGAAAAGGGCUGUCAAGGGUGGGCAUUUACUGCUUUUGGUGAAUAAAUUAGCUGACCCGUACGUCUUUACUGUAACGUUGUUCAAUAGCGGAGAUAGAAAGGAAAGGUUGGAGGUCAAAUUCUCGGAUAUUUUUUUUGACCACCCAGGCUUCCAGGAGUCCUCCUUUACUGCCAGAGACCUUUGGACAAACGAGACGAUGGACGUCAAACAGCGGUUUUUUACGGCUGUGAACAAACACAGUGUGAAGGUUUGGAAUUUUGUGCUUACCGAUACAGUGGCAGCAAAUUCCGGUUGGGGAGCCAAUUUGCGGUCAAUUUGGCACCUCUGUGUCGACACUAUUCUUGUAUCGAAGCAGAUAAGUUAA